Molecule: messenger RNA, 1754 nt
Organism: Glossina fuscipes
Lineage: Eukaryota; Metazoa; Arthropoda; Insecta; Diptera; Glossinidae
Product: endoplasmic reticulum lectin 1
Exons: 4
Coding region: 42-1670 (542 amino acids)
Biological process (GO): endoplasmic reticulum unfolded protein response; retrograde protein transport, ER to cytosol
Cellular component (GO): endoplasmic reticulum lumen
Source: RefSeq, a predicted model, not a curated record
AAUUUUCCAAGCAAGGAAUUAUAACUUUUUGAUAAAAGAAAAUGUUAAAAAAACAUCUAAAAAAUUUUUUUAUAGUACUUCUAUUAAAUAUCAAUCCUAUAACGACACACGAAGCGAAAGAUUUCGAUGAUACUAUUUUGUAUAAAAUAGAUUUUGAAAUGCCUGAUUUCGGAAAGAACACUGAACUUAAAAAUUAUGUGCGGACCUUUUAUACUCACGAGAAGGAAAAAUACGAUUGUAUGAUUCCCAUUAUGGAGGAAUCUAGGAAAGAAGACAAAUCUAUUGAACUAGAAUUAUCCCCUUUAACAUUGCUAAAGCCCAUUCUUUACACCUACUCUUAUCGUAUUGAAGCGUACUGGUCUUACGAAAUUUGCCACGGGCACUAUGUAAGGCAAUACCAUGAAGAACGCGAUGGUAAAAAUGUUAAAUUCCAAGAAUAUUAUCUGGGUAAAUGGAAUUCCGAUGAGACAGAAAAAUUGCAAAAGGAAUGGGAGGAAAACCGUAAAGCAAAUAUUAAAUAUAAAACGACUAAAAUUGAUAACGUAAAAUAUCCCUACUUUGAAAUGGUUUUAACCGACGGCACCAUGUGUGAUAUCAUCGAUGCACCUCGUACAACAACUGUACGCUAUGUCUGUUAUCCUCAUGGAAAAAACGACAUAUAUUCUUUCAAAGAGACUUCUUCUUGUAACUAUGAGGCAAUUAUAUUAACACCGGUCUUAUGCGUGUUGCCUGCAUUCCAUCCCGAGGAAUCCAAAGAAAUAUCGAUUAAAUGUUUCAAUUCACCUACCGAGCCUCAUAAGCCUCUAAGUAUGUUGCGGCAGGAGUUGAAUGAAUUGCAAUUGUCCGAAGACGAUCUACCGGUGCCCAAAGAAGUUAGCGCGGCCGUUGUGGGUUUGACUCAUACCGCUGCUCUUGGAGACCGUAAUUUUUUUUUUAGUAAAUAUGGUACAGAUGUUGAUAAAUUGGUUUUUAAAAUUAUGGCUGCUUCGGAUACAGAUGCGGAUACUCACGAUACCAGUAGUGAAGUUUCAAGCGCAACACCGAAACCAAGCACACCGCCAACAACACCGGCAAUAUCACAAUUUCUAGAGAUGUCGUCAAUACUGACCACUAUAAGUGGCAAAAGCUGCCUAACUGGGGGAGCUGGCUGGUGGAAGUAUGAAUUUUGUUAUGGACGUCACGUGCGUCAAUUUCACAAGGAUAAAAAAUCUGAAACAGAACUCUUUUUGGGUCAUUUUAAUGCAGCGUCUCAUCGACAAUGGCUAAAAGCUAAUCCUGACAAACGUCACCAGGAGCAAUCAACUUCAUUUUGGCAACACUACGAAAAGGGAUCUUUUUGUGAUCACACUGGCCUUCCUCGAGAAAUCAAUGUUAAAUUUAUUUGCAGUAGCUCUAUAGGCUCACUGCCAGUUUCUAUGUACUUACUAGAACCAAAGACAUGUCAAUACAUUUUGGUAUUUGAAUCACCUAUGGUUUGUGUUCUAAUGAAUUAUAUCGAUGAGUAUGGACUAAUCGAUGAAUAUAGUUUGGAGAAAAUGAAGCAAGCAGGAAUUUCCGCUACCAGUCCAAAAGCUACUGAUGAGGCGACAGAUGCAAAAGUUAGUAAAGAUCGUGAAGAAACUACUUCUGACGCAAUAUCGUUGACAUCGACAGAUGAUAUAAGACUUUAAGCAAUUGCCCUUUAUUUCCAUUUUUUUUUUGGGUUAAAAAGAAAUUUAAAAUCAUUGUAUUCAGUAAUAAAUUAAUAUAGUAAA